Oppiella nova is the source of this 2885-nucleotide messenger RNA. The record is from the annotation of a GenBank genome assembly. NCBI's taxonomy places the organism in Eukaryota, Metazoa, Arthropoda, Arachnida, Sarcoptiformes, Oppiidae.
AUGGACAACUAUAAAAGAUAUGGAAAAAUAUAUGGCACAUUUCUUGGCGAUCGACCCGUUCUAGUGGUGGCCGACCCCGAGUUCGUCAAAGAGAUGAAUAUAAAAGAUUUUCAUGUAUUUGUCGACCGCAAUGACUUCGUGACCGGAGAUCCACUUAACGACAGAUCACUGUUUAAUCUGUUGGGAGACGAGUGGAAGAAUAUGCGAUCAGUGAUAAGUCCGACCUUCUCGAGUGGCAAAAUGCGAGCAAUGCAUCCCAUUAUCAUUGAUUGUGUGAAGAGAUUAGAGGAGUAUUUGGAGAAAAAGGCCGCAAAUAAAGAAGAGUUAGAAAUGAAGAAAAUAAUGGGAAACCUGACGAUGGAUGUGAUCGCUUCGUGCGCUUUCGGCACUAAAAUAGACACUCAUAACGACCAAAAGAGAAAUGAAUUCAUAGUAAACGCACAGAAAGUGUUUCGCGGAAAUUGGAGGGUUUGGCUAUUCUUUAUCGGUGUAACCAGUUUCCCUAAAUUGGUCAAAUGGGCUGGAUUCCAACUAACUGACCCGGGUGUUCAAGGAUUCUUUAUGUCAGCGAUUAAGUCAAUUAUGGAUAGACGGAAGUCAGAGAAAACCAAACACAGAGAUUACAUACAACUCAUGAUUAACGCACAGAACAAGAGUGUGGAGACUGAUGAACAAGAAGUGGAUGACUUGAAUGAAGAGAUCUUCGGAAAGACUGAUCCGACAGAAGCCUUGAAAUUAACAAAUAAGACUAAAAUGGAUGUGACAGACAUCGACAUUCUGGCCACGAGUUUCAUAUUCUUUGUGGCCGGGUAUGAGACAACGGCGACACUCCUAUCGUUUUUGUUUUACAAUUUGGCGAUCAGUGAGAAAUGUCAACAAAAAUUAUACGAAGAGAUUAAAUCAUUUGACGGCAACUUUGAAUACGAGAGUAUCUCCAAAAUGCCAUAUUUGGAGGCAUGUGUUGCCGAAACACUCAGACUUUAUAAUCCAAUUUCAGCCGUUGGUAGACAAGCGUCAGAGGAAUACACUAUUGGUGAUACGGGUAUAACCAUUCCGAAGGGAACGCUUGUCAACUUUGACGUCCAGGUUCUCCACCACAGCCCUGAAUACUACCCAAAUCCUGAGGUUUGGGAUCCGGAGAGGUUUAUGCCUGAAAAUCGUGACCAAUUGGUUCCAUACACUUAUAUGCCGUUCGGAAUGGGGCCCAGAAAUUGUGUGGGAAUGAGGUUCGCCUUAAUGGAGGCCAAGACAGCCGUCGCUUAUUUGGUCACUAAAUUCAGAAUUAAGCGAACCAUCAAUACUACAGUUCCGCCAAAAAUUAAAAAUUAUUUAACCAAAAAUUUCAACUUCUGGAGCUCUCGUGGAGUGAAUGGCCCGAAACCUGUGGUGCUUUUUGGCACAUUUUAUCAAAACUUUUUCAAGUCGAUGCAAGAUGUUGCCCUGGACAAUAGUCGCAAAUAUGGAAAGAUAUAUGGCGGCUUUUUUGGUUCAAAACCAUUUCUAUUCAUAUCAGACCCACAACUCAUAAAAGAGAUGAAUAUCAGAGACUUCCAUAUAUUCACGGAUAGGGAUGAUUUCGUGACCGGGGAUCAACUAAACGACAGGAGACGAGUGGAAGGUCCAACCUUUUCGAGUGGGAAAAUGCGAUCAAUGCAUCCCAUUGUCAUCGACUGUGUCAAGCGGUUGGAGACACAUUUGGAGGCAUACCUACNAAUGCAUCCCAUUGUCAUCGACUGUGUCAAGCGGUUGGAGACACAUUUGGAGGCAUACCUACAAAAAGGCAGUCAUGAGAUUGAGCUCAAGAAGAAUAUGUCAAACCUAACGAUGGAUGUGAUAGCUCUGUGCGCCUUCGGCACCAAAAUAGACACUUACGGCGAGAAAAGGAGUGAUUUCUUGACGUACGCUCAGAAGAUAGUGAAUCCGUCGGCCAGGAUGUGGAUCCUAUUCCUCAUAGUCGUACAGUUCCCGAAUUUUCUCAAGUGGACAGGGCUAUCACUAAUGGACCCUGGUGCUUCCAGGUUCUUUCGAGCAGCUGUGCGAUCAAUUAUAUCGAGACGUCAAGCAGACAAAGUGAAACACAACGACUAUUUGCAACUUAUGCUGAACGCACAGAAUAAGACAUUAGACACGAGUGAUGAACCGGACAUCGAUGGAGACAAAAGUGAACAAAUCUAUGGACCGGUCGAUGGGCACAAGAAUCCCAUCGCAAGCAAAGUCAAGAUGGAUGUCACCGAAGUUGAUGUGUUGGCCUCGAGUUUCAUAUUCUUUGCGGCCGGUUAUGAGACAACCGGUUCUCUCCUAACGUUCCUCUUCUAUAGGUUAGCAUUGGAUGAGAAAUGUCAGCGAAGGCUAUACGAGGAAGUGAGUCGUUUUGAUGGCGACUAUAGCUAUGAAAAUCUCGUAAAAAUGACUUAUUUGGAGGCAUGUAUUGCCGAGACUUUAAGGCUCUAUAAUCCACUCGUUUUUAAUGAGAGAAUAGCGGCUGAAGACUAUAAAUUGGGCGACACCGGGAUUACUAUUCCAAAGGGCACUUUUGUGGACAUUGAUGUUUGGUCCGUUCAUCACAACCCCGAGUAUUAUCCAAACCCUGAUCGUUGGGAUCCGGAGAGGUUUAUGCCGGAGAAUAGGGACCAAUUGGUUCCAUACACUUAUAUGCCGUUCGGAAUGGGACCCCGAAAUUGUGUGGGAAUGAGGUUCGCCUUAAUGGAGGCCAAGACAGCGGCCGCCCAUUUGGUCAACAAAUUUGAAUUCUCGAGAACAGCCGACACUCCGACUGAACUCAAACCACAAAAAAUGCAAUUUUUACUUAAUUGUGGCGAAAUUAAAGUGGGAAUUAAGUCGAGAAAGUAAAAACAAUUAAUAAAUUGAUGAUACUGACUAGCUUG